Molecule: messenger RNA, 3853 nt
Organism: Theobroma cacao (cacao)
Lineage: Eukaryota; Viridiplantae; Streptophyta; Magnoliopsida; Malvales; Malvaceae
Product: kinesin-like protein
Biological process (GO): microtubule-based movement
Molecular function (GO): microtubule binding; microtubule motor activity; ATP binding
Source: RefSeq, a predicted model, not a curated record
CUUCCCUCUCUCUCUCUCUCUCUCAGAGAUCUCAAAUCUCUCCUUAUCUCUCCAUUUCUCAAACCCAAAAAGGAAAGAAAGAAAGGAAAACAAUGAAAUCAACUAAAGAAACAGCCGUCGCCGAGAAUGGCCGUUUCCUGGGAAGCAUUUCGACGUCUUCACUUCGGAAUUUGCUUCCGAAAUCGAAGCUUAAGAGGAGCACAAAGAAACCCAACUCUGAAAACACUCCUCCACCAGAUCCCAACAUUAUUGAAGUAAAUAACUCGGCCCAGUUUUUCCCCAAAUCCCCACUGUCCAAAUCGCUUACUUCCGACGCCUUGAUCGUCCCAUCUGACGGUGACCGUGAAAUGUUGCCUCCUAUGGAAACUUCCAUCAAGAACGAGAUUGUUGAAUCUGAUGAACAGAGUGGAGAAUUGGGAAAUUUAGAUCCAUCUGUGAAGGUAGUAGUGAGAAUUAGACCCAUAAAUGGUCAAGAAAAAGAAGUGGAUCGAACAGUGAGGAAGAUUUCUUCAGAUUCCUUGUCUGUUUCUGACCGCAAAUUCACAUUCGAUUCUGUUCUUGAUUCAAAUUCUAAUCAGGAGGAUGUUUUUCAGUUAAUUGGUGUUCCUUUGGUUAAAAAUGCAUUGUCUGGUUACAACACUUCAAUAUUGUCUUAUGGACAGACUGGAAGUGGAAAGUCUUACACGAUGUGGGGUCCUCCAAGUGCAAUGGUCGAGGAUCCUUCACCUAGAAGCCACCAGGGGAUUGUUCCUCGUAUCUUCCAAAUGCUGUUCUCUGAGAUUCAAAGAGAGCAAGAGAACCUUGAUGGGAAACAGAUAAAUUAUCAGUGCCGUUGCUCCUUUCUCGAGAUUUACAAUGAGCACAUUGGGGAUUUACUCGAUCCAACUCAAAGGAACCUUGAGAUAAAGGAUGACCCAAAAAAUGGAUUGUAUGUCGUGAACUUGACUGAGGAAUAUGUUUCUAGCUAUGAGGACGUAACUCAGAUUUUGAUUAAGGGGCUUUCAAGUAGAAAAGUUGGAGCAACAACUGUAAAUUCUAAGAGCUCUCGGUCUCAUAUUGUGUUUACUUUUGUCAUAGAAUCUUGGUGCAAGGGAGCCUCAUCAAAAUGUUUCAGCAGUUCAAAGACAAGCAGAAUCAGCCUGAUUGAUCUUGCCGGACUGGAUAGAAACAAACUUGAAGAUGUGGGUAGGCAACAUGUCCAGGAAGGGAAAAAUGUCAAGAAGUCCCUAUCACAGCUUGGAUAUUUGGUGAACGCUCUUGCAAAAGAAACUCAACCUGAAGAUGCUCCAUAUCAAGGUUCCUGUUUAACACGUAUACUCAGAGAAUCCCUCGGUGGCAACGCCAAACUCACAGUUAUUUGCAACAUUUCUGCAGACAACAGAAAUAGUGGUGAAGUACUGAGCACUCUCAGAUUUGGGCAACGAAUUAAAUCCAUAAGAAAUGAGCCAGUAAUAAAUGAAAUAUCCGAAGAUGAUGUCAAUGGCUUGAGUGAUCAGAUUCGACAACUGAAGGAAGAGCUUAUAAGAGCAAAGUCUGAUGUAUACAGUUCAGUUGGGAGUAAAAGUGGAUAUUUUAUAGGGCGAAGUGCACGCAAUAGCUUGAACCAAUUGAGAGUAAGUCUUAACCGUUCUUUGCUCCUACCACACAUGGAUAACAAUUAUGAAGAAGAGCUCAAUAUUGGUGAGGAAGAUGUAAAGGAACUACGUCAGCAGCUAGAUUAUUUACAUAGCUCGGGUGAAACAAACUUAAGAGAUCCAUCUGAGAAGAGAGGUUCCAUUCAAUCUUCUUCUGUAGAAGAAUGUUGUGAGACAGACUUGCUGAGUGAAGAUGACAUUCAUUGCCCAGAAGAAACUGGGAUAGAAGAACUUGAUGGGGAAGAACCUCAGAAGGAACUUCCUCCUAAGGACAUUCUAGCAUCAGCUGAUGACCUUUCAAUUACAACAAAACCCUUGAAGGCUGUUGAUCCUUCAAUCAGAAAUAGCCUCUCCAUCAGCUCAUGCCAUCGGUCUUCAGUCCUCCAAGAGCCUACUUUGUCAGAGUCUCCAAAAAUUGGAAAUAAUUUAAGGAAAAGCAUGGCCGUCCCAUCAGCACUUUUGGCCAGUCAGAACAAUGUGUCAGAGAGUUCGGAGUCAGAACAAUGUAUACGAGAGUCACUCAAACAUAAUGAGCACAUCAGAUCCUCCUUACGUUCAAGCAAGAUAUUUCCAGGACCUACAGAAUCUUUGGCUGCUAGCCUUCAAAGAGGCUUGGAGAUUAUAGAUUAUCACCAGAGUAGUUCAGCUUCCAACAGAUCUUCAGUUGCCUUCUCUUUCGAACACUUGAUGCUGAAACCUUGUCCAGAAGCAGACAAGGCCAAUGCAUCUGUUCAAACAUUACCAGAACCUUCUUCAGAUGGUUCUUCUACUCCCUUGCUUUGUUCAUCGUGUCAACAAAAGUUUGACAAUAACCCUAAUGGGGUUCAGGAUAGCUUGAAGACGUGGAUUGUAGCAGUUGAUAAUCAACAGACAGAUGGCGAUACCACAGCUGAGGCAAAUGAUUUGGCAAAAGCCACUGAAAGAGAGAAGGAGCUUGAAAGUGUCUGUAAGGAGCAAGCGGCCAAAAUUGAGCAGUUAAAUAAUCUGGUAGAGCAAUACAAACAUAAGGGAGAAAAUUCUGCCAUUGAACAUGGUCCUGAGUCUCUGAAGAAUGAAAUAAUACCAUUUGAGCAGUCCAACAAUGAUGAAAAUGGGAACGAAUAUUGUGAUAUGAAUGAGAAGGAAGCACUUCUUCAGGAAACCCAAACAUUAACGAGCAAAUUGCAGUCAUCUACUGCUGCAUCUCCAAACAGAUCUUCUGAAAAGCUGAGAUCAUCUUUGUUGUCACGUUCCAUUCAAUUGCGAAAAAGUGUAGACUGUCGUGAUAACAGCGAUGAAGAACUUGAGAGGGAAAGGCAGAGAUGGAUGGAAAUGGAAAGUGAUUGGAUAUCAUUGACUGAUGAGCUCAGGAUGGACCUUGAAUCCAACCGCUGCCGUGCAGAGAAAGUAGAGAUGGAACUGAAAUUAGAGAAGAAGUGCACUGAGGAGUUGGAUGAUGCUCUUAGCAGAGCUGUCCUUGGGCAUGCUAGAAUGGUUGAACACUAUGCCGACUUACAAGAAAAGUAUAAUGAUCUGGUUGCAAAGCACCGGGCAAUAAUGGAAGGGAUAGCAGAGGUUAAGAAGGCAGCAGCAAAGGCAGGAGCCAAAGGUCACGGCACACGUUUUGCCAAAUCCCUGGCUGCUGAGCUUUCAGCUCUUAGAGUUGAGAGGGAGAGGGAGAAAAAACUCCUGAAAAAGGAGAACAAAAGUCUCAGAAUCCAGCUUAGAGACACAGCAGAAGCUGUUCAUGCUGCUGGAGAACUCCUUGUUAGGCUCAGGGAAGCUGAGCAAGCUGCCUCAGUUGCAGAGGAGAACUUCACUAAUGUCCAACAAGAGAAUGAAAAGUUAAAGAAACAAGUGGAGAAGCUCAAAAGAAAACACAAGAUGGAGAUGAUCACCAUGAAGCAGUACCUUGCAGAGAGCAGACUGCCAGAAUCUGCACUGAAGCCACUAUAUCAUGAGGAUUCAGAAUCUGCACACAACAGCUCAAUCCCAGAUGAUGAUCAGGCUUGGAGAGCAGAGUUUGGAGCAAUUUACCAAGAGCAUUACUGAUUCAGAGGCAGCCUAAGACAAUCAAAGAGACCCUCCUUGGGUCAAAAUGAAAUACUAUAUAUACUACUAUUCCUAUUCUAUGAUAGUACUAUAUAUACUACCAUGUGUGCAUUGCAUUUCUUGUAAUGUUCCUUGAACUAUCAUUCUUUCGGGUAUAAUAAUAGAAAUUUCGGUUGAAACUUCCUCUA